AUGGAAGCCAAAAGAAUUAAACUUUCUCAUUCUGAUUCAAAUCUGAGUAGUAAAGCUUCGUCAUGUGGCAUUGCACAGGCAGCUGAACUGUCGAUAGAAUUGGAAAAUGAGGAGAAAUUAAAAGUUUUCGUUAAAGAUCUAAGAAGAACAUUAAACAACAAACAGAAUAUCAUUUUGUUCAUAAAGAAACGAGAUGUGAGGUUCAAGAUUCUCGUGGACCAAUUUGUGAAAAUGACGAAUGGAUUAGGAAGCACCAGUAACAAUGACCCACCUGCAUAUUUGAAAGAAGUCACUAGCCUUAUAGCCAACUGUUGUAAUUACUCUGUUGCGGCAUGUUUAGAGUUGAAGCAACCUCAUCUACAGUUCACUUUUGCGGCAGUGAAAAUUCUCGAAAGUAUAAGUGCGCCUAUGGAGUGUAAGCAGUCUCUAAUAAGAAUGGUAGCUAAUAUGUGUGCUCACAAAGAAACAGCACUGUUUAUUUCGUCGUCCUCAGGAUUGAUCGACAAAAUUUCACAGUUUCUCGAAAAUGACAAUGCCGAAAUCAUCAAACAAGCUUUAAGAGUCUUGCGCUUGUUGUCCGAAGCUUCGUUUACAAGAGUAAGUCUCAAAUUAAAGAAAGCUUUUACUGCAUAUUUAUUGAAAAAGGGUGAAUAUACAAAGUUGGAAUGGGCUUAA
This is a messenger RNA of Auanema sp. JU1783, 675 nucleotides long. The record is from the annotation of a GenBank genome assembly. NCBI's taxonomy places the organism in Eukaryota, Metazoa, Nematoda, Chromadorea, Rhabditida, Rhabditidae.